Seriola aureovittata is the source of this 6237-nucleotide messenger RNA. Its product is annotated as scavenger receptor cysteine-rich type 1 protein M130-like. Gene Ontology annotation, cellular component: membrane. NCBI's taxonomy places the organism in Eukaryota, Metazoa, Chordata, Actinopteri, Carangiformes, Carangidae. The coding region runs from base 985 to 3348 and encodes 787 amino acids. The record is from RefSeq and is a predicted model, not a curated record. The transcript has 12 exons.
CCACCCUUGUGUGUGCAUUCUGAAGAAAUUUAGAGCUGAUAAAAGCGACCCCUGACCCUGAUGUUGUAUCUCGAGGUGGUUUCAUGAGCGGUGACGUUGCGACAUCGUGUGCAGCUCAUUAAACCACUUUUUCAAACAGCUGAUUUUAUCACGUCCGUCACACUGACAGAAACCACAGUGGUCUGACAUCUAUCAUCUAGACAGCAACAGGCAGCAGCUGAACCUCUGAAUGGGGGAGGGGCAGGUCAGGUUCUUUUCUUCCGCUGUUUGAUGGGGGGCAGAGUAGUGUUACAGGUGUGGUGGAGAUGCAGGUAUGUAUGUGUUUAAUAUUUCUGUUUGUGGAGUUAAAAUAAAAGUAUUUCAGGAUCAUAUCUGAGGCCAGGACUCAUACUGAACCAACUUGUCACAAAGUGUGUAGAGCACACAGUCAUUUAUCACUGACCCAAUUCUCAACUGAUCACGAUUGAUCAGAGAAGCAACAGCCAAUCAUACGUAAUCAACCCUCACUGACCCGACCAGAGCCAGCUUUUCAAUGUUGGCUGGGGUUAAUGGUUGCAGGUCAGACUCUGGCUCUGGUCCCUGUGGUCCACCGGGACCAUGUGUUUAUCAGCUAACAGACCAGCAGCAGCUCGUGUUGGAGGCUUUUUAGUUAAAUAAAAACAGACUUCAUUCUUUUACAUUUAGAUUUCUUUUAGUUAGAAUUCUCAUAAAAGGCAGUAAAGGACAGAACUGUGUGUAAAUAUGUGACAGAUGAAACUAUACGUGACUUAAAUUGAGAUAAAGCUUUGAUAAAACAGUGGAUAUGUUUUUAUGAAACCAUCAUCAUGAAAACACGAGUCAUAUGAUGUCAGAGAAAAUGCACUGAUGAUAUGAAGCUGAUGAGGAGAUAACAGAUGGAAACACGACGUGGUGUUAACGGAGGAGGAGAGGACAAGUCCAGCAGUCAGAGAAGAGACGGAGACGGAGACAGACGUCUACCUGGACAUGGAUCACCUGCUGCUGCUGCUGCUGCUGCUGUGGAGUUCAGGUGCUCAGUGUGGAACCACAGCCAAAGCUGACAUCAUGCUGUUGGUGUUGGAACCUUUCAGUGAGAUCGACUUUGAAACCGUCCGUUCCUUUAUUGCUGACAUCGUCAGAGUCUUUGACAUCGGCCCAGACAGAGUCCAGAUUGGUCUGAGUUGGUACAGGAAAACCCAAAACACUGUGUGGCACCUGAACACCCACCAAACCAAACAAUCCCUGCUGAGUGCCAUAGCCAACCUGAGAUAUGCAGGAAGAACAACCACCAGCACAGGUUGGGCUCUGAACUACAUCAACCAGAGGUUCUUUAAACCUCAUGUGGGAAUGCGUCCAGACUCUAAAAGAAUACUUGUCCUGAUCACCGGUGCAAAGUCCAGGGAAGACGCAAACCUCCCCUCACAGAACCUGAAAGACGACGGCAUUGAGAUCUACACUAUUGGUGUGAAUGAUGCUGACGAGAGUGAGCUGAGGUCCAUGGCCUCUGAUUCCAAAGAAUCUCACAUGUACUAUGUCAAGGACGUCUCAUUACUCCAGGACAUCUUCAGCAACCUCACCAUCAACCUCUGUAACAUCACCAAUAGCUUAGACUCUGUCAGGCUGGUGGGAGGAGCCAGUCAGUGUUCAGGCAGACUGGAGGUGAAGUCUAACCAGUCUAACCAGUAUAACCAGUGGUGGUCCUCAGUGUGUGAAGCUGACUUUGACCAGCAGGAUGCAAAGGUGGUCUGUAGGGAGCUUGGCUGUGGGGCUCCUUCAGUCCUCCAGGGGGCGCUCUAUGGAGAAGUGGAGGCUCCAAUGUGGACCAAAGAGUUCCAGUGUGGAGGCCAUGAGUCUGCUCUCCUGGACUGUAGAAGCUCAGACUCAGCUAGAACCACCUGCUCACCUGGCAAAGCUGUUGGACUCACCUGCUCAGAGCCUGUCAGGUUGGUGGGAGGAGCCAGUCGCUGUGCAGGUACACUGGAGGUGAAACUAUGGGAGUGGAGACCAGUGGAUGACUAUUACUGGACCCUGAAGGCAGCAGCUGUAGCCUGUAGAGAUCUGGACUGUGGCUCUGCUGUUUCAACAAGAAAGAAGUCCUCAAAGAGAUCUGUAUGGAGGAUCAACACUGACUGUGUUCACUCUGGAUUCACCCUGAGGGAGUGUUUAUCAUCAGAUUCCUCUUCCUCCACCCUGGAGCUCACCUGUUCAGACUCUGUCAGGCUGGUGGGAGGAGCCAGUCAGUGUUCAGGCAGACUGGAGGUGAAGUCUAACCAGUCUAACCAGUAUAACCAGUGGUGGUCCUCAGUGUGUGAAGCUGACUUUGACCAGCAGGAUGCAAAGGUGGUCUGUAGGGAGCUUGGCUGUGGGGCUCCUUCAGUCCUCCAGGGGGCGCUCUAUGGAGAAGUGGAGGCUCCAAUGUGGACCAAAGAGUUCCAGUGUGGAGGCCAUGAGUCUGCUCUCCUGGACUGUAGAAGCUCAGACUCAGCUAGAACCACCUGCUCACCUGGCAAAGCUGUUGGACUCACCUGCUCAGAGCCUGUCAGGUUGGUGGGAGAAGCCAGUCGCUGUGCAGGUACACUGGAGGUGAAACUAUGGAAGUGGAGACCAGUGGAUGACUAUUACUGGACCCUGAAGGCAGCAGCUGUAGCCUGUAGAGAUCUGGACUGUGGCUCUGCUGUUUCAACAAGAAGAGAGCAGUCCUCAAAGAGAUCUGUAUGGAGGAUCAACACUGACUGUGUUCACUCUGGAUUCACCCUGAGGGAGUGUUCAUCACCAUCAGAUUCCUCUGUCUUCACCCUGGAGCUCACCUGUUCAGACCUGCUGGUUCAACCAAUCAUCUCUGUGUCCUCCUCCAUGGAUGGGGUCUCCAAGGCCCAGCAGCAGGGGUAUUCAGGUGUGUUCAUGGGCUCCAACUUCACCAUCAGCUGCUCCAUCCAGCCACAGUACCCGGGAGGCUUCUUCCAGCUCACCUUCACCUCCUCUGGCACAACACAGAACUACACCCAGCCAGCUGUCAAUCAUUCCAGCCACUUCCUGUUUCCUGCUGCAGAGCCCGCCCACCAGGGAAGCUACAGCUGUGUUUAUCACGUCCACGUUUUUUCUCAUAACUUCUCGUCUGAGAGCCGUCGGCUGUCCCUCACUGUCUCAGAUUCAACAGGUCCCAUCAUCAGACUGGUCGUCGUGCCGCUGAGUCUGCUGUUGGUGAUCGCUGUCAUCUGUUUCAUCCUUAAGGCCACCAGGGGGCAGAAGCCAGUUCCACAGGAGACCAUAGAGCUGAAUGAUUAUAGCCUGGGUGUUUCCAGAGCUGAAGGAGGGCCGGCUGAAGAGGAAGGAGUCCAGGCGUCAGAGUAGGACCUCCAAGGAGCUCCUCUCACAUCCAGAUUUCUCAGCUGCCACACAACUGUCCAUCGGCUCAGUCAAGGAUCUGACCUUUUCACACAGACGUUCCCUUUAGAGUAGGGCUGCAGCUAUUGAUGAUUUUACUAAUCGAGUAAUCUAUCGAUCAUUUUAUCGAUUAAUUGAGUAAUCGGAUAAGAACUACUUCUGUCUUAUUAAAGAGCAAUAGAAAAUAUAAAAAAGAGAAAAGAACACAGGUCUUUUAAAAAGGACAACUAAUUGGUUUCCUUUUAAGAAAAAUAUACAUUUAAUGCUUACAUUGCUUACAAUAUUAUCUGUCAAAAAUAAAUCCAUUUAGUGCAUUUAAGUGCCAUAUUACAUUCUCAGAUUUAAAGAAGACAUUUUCCGAAAUGCAAAAACAAAUACAUAGAAAAAUAAGUAAGUCAUUUCAAAGUGUCAAAUAGGCAUUUCAAAAAUGCACACAAGGCAAAAAUAAAGCAUAAAUUAAAAAAUAAAUAAAAUAAUAUUGCAUUGCCUUGGUAAGUUGGUACACCUUAACUGUCGACAAGUUUUAACCUUACUACAGCUCAGACAUAAUGUAAACCUUGACUGUCUUCUUGGAACACUUUGUGGCAUUUCUAAGAGGCCAAAAAAAGUUCUGGAAGGAUUGUUUCUCCUGGAUGAGGCAGAUAGUGUCUGUGUGUGUGUGUUUGUGUGUGUGUGUGUUUCUAUUUCUAUUUGUGUGUGUCUGCAUUUGUGUGCGUUUAAGUCUUUAAAAGGAGCAUGUGGUGGUUGCAAUGAAGAAAAGUGAGCAUAUCAACAUGCUCAGAACUGAGAACCCUGCGCUUUCAUGCAAUGUUUCCUGCUGCAGAAAAAAGACGCUCUAAUGGCGUGGAUGUUGCUGGAAUACAGAGCAGGGACUUUGCCAGCUUGACUGAACACUGAUAGUCCUUGCCAUCUUGCUGUGAUCUGUUCUGGCACAUGCACCUGGAAUGACCUUACUGGUGCAGUCUCAAAAGCAGAACUCUCUAUGGACUUCUUAGGUCUUUGCACUAGCUGUGGAAGUGCCGAGAGUGCAUAUUGUUGUCCACUGAGAAAGGCCGUAGCUCCUUCAAAUGGCUCAAGGGCCUGGCUCAGCUGCUCAAUGAGGUUCCACUGUUCAGACUUGAGGUCAAGGUAGUGGUGUUUUCCUCUUUGAGUCACUGCUGGGUCUGAGAGUGCAGCAGUCACUGGCCAUCUUUGUUCCGGCAGCCUGGAUAACGUGAUAAGUGCUGUUCCAGCGAGUACUCACGUCUUCAACCAGCAUGUGCUGCGGCGUGCCCAUUUGCAGCUGCUUGUCCUUUAGUUUGGUGAUGGCCAGCUCAAUCUUCUUAAAGUGCUCAACUAGACAUCUUGCAGCAGCCACAUACUUGGAAAUGGCUUGGUGAUUCUUCAGAGCGCUUUGCACAACCAAGUUCCGGGUGUGACCUGCGCAUCGCACUGAUGCCCAUUCAUGCUUUUCUGCCAAAAUCUUCACUGCUGCUGUGACAAUGGCACCGUUGUCGUGAACAACAGCUUUGAUUUUUUUCUGGUGGAAUGUCGAAUUUGGCUAUAACAUCCUCAAGCCACCCAAGUGUCUCCUCAAGGGGCAUCAUUGUCAGGCUGUGGGACUCCAUCUCCCAAUCCUCCCCAAGAAAAGUGACAUGUCACCCCAAGAUACGCCUCAGUAGCAACAGUCAUCCAAAUGUCAGUUGUGCGUGCGUGUAUGUACGAGUGAGUGAGUGAGAGAGAGAGAGGGGCAUGUUCUUGAGCAAAACUUAGCUAACACAGGUACAUCAUAACUAGCCACCACAGGUUCUUAAUUAGCCAUUACGUAAAACCAACGUGCAUUCAUUACUAGCAUUAACUAGCACAACUACCAAACGUCGUUAACUUCACCUUAUGUCAGGUCCGCUCUGUGAUGUGGAUGCAUAGAUUGGAUGCUUUCUAGUGAGGUGCUGAAGCAUUGACGUCGUACUAUUGUGGUAGGCGAGCUCCGUUUUACAAUGGACACACUGUACGGAGUUGUCGGGUUUUUUAAUUUGAAAUGAUCCCAAACUUUAGACAGUUUCUGUCAUUUUCUCUGGCCUGUCUCUUCGCCUUGCGUCUCGCUAGUUUCGAUCUCUUUGUCCAUUUUCCAAACCGCUCCAUCAAACCGGGUGUGCCUUCACUCACGUAUCAACAGCGUAUGUAAAUAACUUUGCAUAAGCAACUGGCGGAAGCAUGUUGUGCAACAGUAAUAAUCAUUUGUGCGAAACAGGUUGACUACUGCGCCCUCAUAUGAAUUAAACAGUUCUUCGAUGUUUCUCAAAGAAUCGUUUCAGCCCUGAAGUAUCACUGAAACCCUGCAGGAAAAGCUUCUGAGGGAGAAAAUCAUCUGUGGUUUCAUCUCUCUUCUCCGUCUCAUGUGAUCAACCAACAGGUUGUUGCAGUCCAGCAUCGCUCCAAGAUACAGCACUGAUUUACAGGUAUAGAGACUGAAUUCACAGGGAGGAUGCUUUCUAAUAUAUUGAUACGAAUCAUGUUUCUUGAUCAAUAAACUUCAUCCAAAGUUCAGUAAAGAGAAAAAAACUGAAUCAGUUUCCUCUUCAGGACUGUUGAGACUCACUGACGCUCUAAGGCUGAAGCAGAGCAGACAGGAGAUCUGAUUGGACCGUUUGUCACACACAAGUCACCUGAUAAUUCCUAAGUAUGUGUAAAUAGUUGUAUUUAGCCAUUAUUAACAGCUGUCCAGUCGCUUCAUGCAGUUUUAAUCUUUUCGUCUUCAUUGUCUUUUAUACACUUUAGUGUUUGAGCAGAAAACAGUCAUUCAGAUGAAAUAUUUUCACUUCUCUUUUCUUGUACUUUGUUUUUGAGUUAAAGAAAACUUAAUAAAUGAAAAAUCAC